UUACAUUUCUGAAGGAUUCUCUGGAAACAUAAGUGAUAUAUUCAGCUGCAGAAUUAUAUUACCUCCAUCAUUACCUACUGCAAGAUAAACAGAUGUGGUUUAAUAAUUGUACUAGUAUUGUUGGCCAGAAAGUUGUUUCAAAUGUCGAUUAUGCCUUUCUUUCGAAUACAGAUGGUCCUCGAGUAAAGGUUAUUCCAUAUACAGAAAUUGCAAUGAAAGUGUUCUUUUAUCUUAUUGUAUUCCUAAUAGACAUAGUAGGAAAUUCGGUCGUUAUAUUUACCAUUUAUGUAAACAAACGCAUGCGCACUUCCGCCAACAUUCUCAUUGCAAAUCUGGCUGUAUCCGAUGUUUUGGUUGGAUGUUUCUGUAUGUGGGUUCACCUUGGGAACCAAAUCAGUCACAAUUGGCCGUUUGGAUCUUUUCUUUGUAAAUUUGAAACAUUUGUACAAGUAAUUGCUGUAGUUUCCAGCGUAGUUACCCUCACGUCUUUGUCCAUCGAGAGAUUCUUUGCAGUCAUGUUUCCCCUGAAGGGCACACUUUCCAAAAAUAUGUUAGCCUUUCUUGUUGCAUUCUCCUGGAUUGCGGCAAUAGGAACCAGUGCUCCGAACAUAAAAGUCAGGCAGAAACUGGAAAUUCAAUGGCGGAAUCGCAGAGAUAUUUGGUGUGACGAGAUUUGGCCUAGAUUUUAUACCGAUACAAAAUGUACCUCUGAUCAACCAGGGCGCCGAGCUUAUUAUGUUUUCUUGUCUGUCUUCAUGUACUUCAUUCCUGUUGUUAUAAUGCUGGUGGCGUAUGGAGUGAUUGGAAUCAAGCUUUGUCACCGACGAAUACCAGGAUAUGAAGUGGAUACUAAUAACGAGGCACAUUGUAAUGCUAAGAGAAAGGUUCUUAGAAUGUUCUUUAUAGUGAUGACAGCUUUUAUUGUUUGCUGGACUCCGCAGCAGGGUCUAAUUUUAUACAUGGUCUACAGAAACGAAGGACUAAAGGUACCUUCGUUUCUGAAGGACUUACAAUACGCGGCACUGUUUAUCGCCUACAGUAACAGUGCCAUAAACCCAAUUAUCUACGCCGGAAUGAGUGAAAAGUUCAGAAAGGGUUUCCAGGACGCACUUCAUAUUUGGUGUAGAAGAAACAGAGUCCAACCAGUUACGAAUGACAAAAAACAGUCUACAGUUGUUGAAAUGUCCACGAAAGAGGGAAAACAGUAUUCCAACAAGAAAGAUACUUUAUAUUGUAAAGAAAAUGUAACAUAA
Saccostrea echinata is the source of this 1253-nucleotide messenger RNA. RefSeq names its product QRFP-like peptide receptor. The transcript is spliced from 5 exons. Lineage: Eukaryota; Metazoa; Mollusca; Bivalvia; Ostreida; Ostreidae. Gene Ontology annotation, molecular function: peptide binding; neuropeptide receptor activity. The coding region runs from base 93 to 1253 and encodes 386 amino acids. The record is from RefSeq and is a predicted model, not a curated record. Gene Ontology annotation, cellular component: membrane. Gene Ontology annotation, biological process: G protein-coupled receptor signaling pathway.